GUGGCAAGAUGGCUUCCCUGGAUCGGGUGAAGGUGCUGGUGUUGGGAGACUCAGGUGUUGGGAAGUCUUCAUUAGUUCAUCUCUUAUGCCAAAAUCAAGUGCUGGGAAAUCCAUCAUGGACUGUGGGCUGCUCAGUGGAUGUCAGAGUUCAUGACUACAAAGAAGGAACUCCAGAAGAGAAGACUUACUAUAUAGAAUUAUGGGAUGUUGGAGGCUCUGUGGGCAGUGCCAGCAGUGUGAAAAGCACAAGAGCAGUAUUCUACAAUUCUGUAAAUGGUAUUAUUUUAGUACAUGACUUAACAAAUAAGAAAUCAUCCCAAAACUUGUAUCGCUGGUCAUUAGAAGCUCUCAACAGGGAUUUGGCACCGACCGGAGUCUUGGUAACAAAUGGGGAUUAUGAUCGGGAACAGUUUGCUGAUAAUCAAAUCCCACUGUUGGUAAUAGGGACUAAAUUGGACCAGAUUCAUGAAACCAAACGCCAUGAAGUUUUAACGAGGACUGCUUUCCUGGCUGAGGAUUUCAAUGCAGAAGAGAUUAAUUUGGAUUGCACAAAUCCACGGUACUUAGCGGCAGGUUCUUCCAAUGCUGUCAAGCUCAGUAGGUUUUUUGAUAAGGUCAUAGAGAAGAGAUACUUUUUAAGAGAUGGUAAUCAGAUUCCAGGCUUUCCUGACCGAAAAAGGUUUGGGGGAGGAAUAUUCAAGAGCCUUCAUUACGACUGAAUUAUACUCAUCCUCUGGAAGAGAGAGCAAAUUUUCACAGCCUUCUUCUUGCCAUGUCAGUUAUUAACGUCUCAGCCUUUUAACGAAAUCAUCUUAAAAUGCCACCCUUUCAGGUUCAUGUUCUAAUGGAAAAAUGAAAAGAACUGCCAAUGUAGGAGGUCCAGACUUUGUCCCAAUUCUCUCUGUUCCUCAUCCUUCUGUCCCGGUUUAUAGAUUACGUAAAAGCCUUGUGGAAACAUGAGGUGUUGUCACAGUGAUGCAGUAAAUGAGCAGUGACAGAGUGCUGCAGAGAAACUUUACUCUUGCCUGGAACUGGAGGGUUUUUAUGGGUCUGUAAUUUUCCCACAUUCAUUGCUGAAGGCUUAAUUAAGUACUUCAAAAAUGUGUCUCUAUUGUUUUACCUUCUUGAGGGGAAAGGUUAUGUUAACCAGCCCUGAGUUGUCCACCCCAAACAAUCUCUUUGUCAUUUUCAAAGAAGCCAAAUGGUGUUAUUUAAUUGUCUCCACCCUCCUCACACGUCACACGCACAGGGAAGCCUAAUAAUAGCAGCCCUUGUCUGCCUCUCCUUGCCUUUGCAAAUGGCUCAGUGGCUGGAAGAGGCGGACUAAUAGCUGGAGUUAAAUAUAAAUACAGAUUAAUAAUACAUAGAGAACAGCAGUGCCAGAAAAGAAUUCUGAGAGAAAUUGACAGCUCACUAAAUCCUUCACUCUUUAGGACACCGGUGUCAGCACUCUCUGACUGCUUUCUUUUUGGAAAUCUAAGACCUGCACAAGGGCAGUGAGAAGAGAUUUACAGCCCCUUCAUUUUUAUUUUUCUGAAGGAAACAUCAAGUCCUGAAAUAGUAAACUAAGAAUAUUAUUCUUUGUGUCAACAAUGUAUUUAUGGAGAGAAGUAAAAAUAAAUUCCACAGCAAAGCAUUUCCAUGAAUCACAGACCUGGAUUCUUGGAUUUUGUAAUCACUCCA
Orycteropus afer afer is the source of this 1683-nucleotide messenger RNA. RefSeq names its product RAB, member of RAS oncogene family like 3 (gene RABL3). Gene Ontology annotation, cellular component: endomembrane system. Lineage: Eukaryota; Metazoa; Chordata; Mammalia; Tubulidentata; Orycteropodidae. The record is from RefSeq and is a predicted model, not a curated record. Gene Ontology annotation, molecular function: GTPase activity. Gene Ontology annotation, biological process: intracellular protein transport.